AUGUAAUCACUAGUGUUAUCGGCUAGACUUCCUUCGUCUCCCUUAUUGCACAAAAAGAAGUCUUCAGAUUUUCAGACUCUCCACUCCAAUUUGACCAGAGUUCAGUCUCCAUCUGGCAACAAAGCCAAUCAAGCAUUUGGUAGAUGUCAGACUGUCAAAACUUUGAACAGUGAAAGAGACCCAGUGGAACUAACCAUCACGUUGAUCUUGGAUGGCCAGAAAUCGAUUGUGCCCAUAAGCAUUUACUUGAAUACUACAGAUUUAUAUAAGAAAUUAAUAGCAAAGGUACUGCAAGUGAAUCCAGCCAUUGUAAAUAAAAUAAAACACUUUCAAACCCAUUCCAGUGUCAAGAAUUAUAACAUUGAUUACUACUUAUCGCUCGAACUAUAGCCGUUAGAAGUAUUUGAAGAAUAAAGACAUUUGAAAUUAGAACCUUAUUAUUCAAACCCAGUUGGACAGCAAAUGAGUAUCGAAGAUUACGACAUCCUGAAAUGCAUCGGCGUUGGUGGAUUCUCAAGAGUCUAUUUGGUAAGGAAACGAGACAAUGGCUUGUUUUAUGCCAUGAAACUCAUCGACAAGAACUUCAUUCUCAAGUCUAACAAGGAAAUAAUCAUUUGCAAUGAAAAAUAUGUGAUGGAACAAUUAAAUUCUCCGUAUUUGGCCAAACUAUUCUACUCUUUUGAAACUAAAUUCUAUCUAGUCUUUGUGAUGGAAUAUUGUGCAGGUGGUGAACUCUUCUAUCAUCUGAGAAAAUGGAAAAGACUAUCAGAACCAUUGGCAAAACAGUAUUUUGUUUAGGUUUGUUUAGCCAUCAACGAGUUGCAUAAAUUCGGGAUUGUCUACAGAGAUAUCAAACCUGAAAACAUAUUAUUAGAUUUAGAUGGGUAUAUAAGACUAUCAGAUUUUGGAUUAUCUAAACCUAAUAUGAACAGAGAUGAGACAGCCUAUUCAUUUUGUGGAUCACCUGAGUAUAUGUCACCUGAGAUGUUAAAGAGGGAAGGACAUAAUUAUAUGGUGGAUAUUUAUUGUUUAGGUGCAUUACUUUAUGAAUUUAUAUUUGGAUCGCCUCCUUUCUAUUGUAGAAACAUAGACUAAAUUUAUAAUAGUAUUUUGAAUGAUAAACUCUAAUUUCCUCCAUUUAAAGACAUCAAUCCCGAUCUGAAGGAUUUGAUUUCUAAAUUAUUAAUAAAGGAUCCUGCCAAACGUCUGGGAGCAUAAAAUGGUAUCAAAUCCAUCUUAUAACACAAAUGGUUUCAGGAUUGCGAUAUUGAAGGACUAGUUAAGCGAAAAUGUGAGAUCAGUUAUCGUCCAAUGCCGUUAAGGUAUAACUUCGAUGAAUUGGAAUUCAGCAAAGGAGAUUAUGAAUUUUAGAAGAAGCUCUACGAAAAUUUAAGAAUAGAAAGAACUAGUAAAUUCGCUCGUUCAUUUCCGCAUUUUGAAUAUGUGAAUAAAAGGAUAGUGGAUCAUAGACAGAAUAUUCUAGACCAGCUAACAAAGUCUAGAUAGAUUCAAGGACAAUAAGGAUUGCCUAAACAAUAAUAGAAGACUCAGAUUUGUUUAUCACCUGUGUCAUUGGUGAAAGAACAUUCGAAUAUUUAAUCGUUGAUUUCAGGAUCCUUUAAGUAAUCAUCUUAAUUUAAACGUUUCAAUACAGAUGUAGAUCUGAAAUAAUUGAUGAGAAAGGUUUGA
This is a messenger RNA of Paramecium tetraurelia, 1689 nucleotides long. RefSeq lists its product as uncharacterized. Gene Ontology annotation, biological process: protein phosphorylation. NCBI's taxonomy places the organism in Eukaryota, Ciliophora, Oligohymenophorea, Peniculida, Parameciidae. The transcript has 5 exons. Gene Ontology annotation, molecular function: protein serine/threonine kinase activity; ATP binding. The record is from RefSeq and is a predicted model, not a curated record.